AUGGGUGGCCGUCGACGAAGGGUCCGCGUGAGACCGUCGCGCAUCUCGCCGUCCAUGGGCGGCGGCCGGGAUAAGCGACGGAAGCAACAGAAGAAAUUGGGCAAGGUGAGCGAGAGCAAAACGACCGGGGCGCGGAAGACGGAGCGGAAGAGCGAACGGAACGCGGAGAAGAAUCACAGACGAUUGGAGCGAGGGUUGAUUGAGGAUGAUAUCGAUGCGAUUUUGAACGCGAUGACGAUCGAGGACGCGCGUCGGGCGGAGGUGGAGGUGGAGAGGGAUGUCGUGAAGCCGUGCGCGCGAGGGCACGCGAGUUUGACGUCGACGACGACGCAGAGACCGAAUGAGAUGAUUUUGUACGGCGGCGAGCGCGUCGCGCCGGGGAGCGAAAAGUGCGAGGUGUUCGGUGAUUUACAUCGAUACGACGUGGGAAAGGAUCGGUGGACGCGAGUGACGAACGCGAAGAUGCCGCAUCCGAGGAGUGGGCAUCAGGCGCUGUGUCACGGGAAUUAUCUGUACGUGUUCAUGGGGGAGUUUACGUCGCCGAAUCAGGAGCGUUUUUUACAUCAUCGAGACGCGUGGCGGUUCGAUUUGGAGACGAAUAUCUGGGAGCAGUUGCCCACAAAGGGCGGUCCGAGCGCGCGGAGCGGGCAUCGCAUCGCGACGUGGGGGAAGAAGGCGAUCAUGUUCGGUGGGUUUUACGAUAACGGUCGAGACGUCAAAUAUUACAACGACGUGUGGGAGUUUGAUUUGGAAAAAUGUGAAUGGAAGUGUCGGUGCGUGGGGGGCGAGGGCGCGCUCGGCCCGAGUCCGCGAAGCGCGUGUCACGUUGGCGUACACGGCGACGAAUUCGUGCUCUACGGUGGAUACUGUAAGAACGUGGACGACGAUGAAAAUGAUGACGAACGCAGCGAGCGCGGGACGACGUUCUCCGACGCGUGGUCCCUAAACCUGAAGACUUGGAAGUGGGAAAAACUCAAGCGACAAGGUUUAGCGCCAAGUGCUCGCGCGGGGUCGUCGAGCGCGAUGCACGCGCUGAAGAAACGGCUCGUUCUCUUCGGCGGAGUCGUCGACCACGAAGUGAAGAACGGCGACGUCAUCGUGUCCGAAUUUUUCACAGACACGUACAAUCUCAACAUGGAGGCGAAGAAGUGGUUCCCCGUGACUCUCUACGGCGACGAUAAGACGAAAACGCACAAGGCUGGGAGCUUAGAAGAGGCCGAGCGCGUCGCUGCGGGCGAGGUCGUGAACGAAAACUUCAACAUUAGGAGCGAGCAAGUGCGCGCGGCGGUGAAGAUUCAGGCCCACUUCAGAGGGUACCAGGUGCGCAAGGCAUACAAACUGUAUAAAGUCGGUGGCGUCGUGAGCGAGUUACUCUACUCCCCGGGCAGUGGAGAGGCGGCGCCGAAGACGUUACCGCGCCCGCGUGGACGCAUCAACGCCGCCAUAUCGAUCAAGGCAAAUAGCAUGUACUUGUUUGGCGGCGUCAUUGAGCUCGGAGACGUUGAGGUCUCACUCGAUGACAUUUGGAAGUUAGAUUUAGGCGCGCGUCCGAAAUGGACGUGCAUUAGCCCUCUCAGCGAAGAGUGCCAAAACGCUCUCACGGGCGGUGGCGCGGAAUCGGAAUCCGACGAUGACGAGGACGGUUCCGAAUCCGAUUAG
Ostreococcus tauri is the source of this 1659-nucleotide messenger RNA. RefSeq names its product IQ motif, EF-hand binding site. The transcript has a single exon. NCBI's taxonomy places the organism in Eukaryota, Viridiplantae, Chlorophyta, Mamiellophyceae, Mamiellales, Bathycoccaceae. The record is from RefSeq and is a predicted model, not a curated record. The coding region runs from base 1 to 1659 and encodes 552 amino acids. Gene Ontology annotation, molecular function: protein binding.